Anguilla anguilla (European eel) is the source of this 2475-nucleotide messenger RNA. RefSeq names its product Rho family GTPase 2 (gene rnd2). Gene Ontology annotation, molecular function: GTP binding; GTPase activity. NCBI's taxonomy places the organism in Eukaryota, Metazoa, Chordata, Actinopteri, Anguilliformes, Anguillidae. The record is from RefSeq and is a predicted model, not a curated record. The transcript has 5 exons. Gene Ontology annotation, biological process: small GTPase-mediated signal transduction. The coding region runs from base 267 to 956 and encodes 229 amino acids.
UAAGUGGCCGUUGGGCGUGGCCAUGCGAAAUUUUGAGUUUUGCUGAAAUUCAAGCCGCGUGCUCAGGAGGCGAGGAUGCAGCAGCGUGGUGCAUAGUGUCAGUCAGCACCGGAGGCUCGCGGGUUACGGCGGCGGACCUCACAGACCGAAGGAGGCUGGGACAAGCGCGUACUUUGUUGGGUUCACAUUCUCAGCUUUUAACCAUCUCCGUCUGUCGGUAAAUGAAGAGCCCGCGCCGCGUGGAGCCCAGACAUUGACGGAAAACCAUGGAGAGCCAGGGCAGCCGUUGCAAGAUCGUGGUGGUAGGAGACACGCAAUGUGGCAAAACGGCGCUUUUACACGUUUUCGCGAAGGACUGCUACCCAGAGAAUUACGUUCCCACGGUCUUCGAGAAUUACACGGCCAGUUUUGAAAUCGAUAAACAGAGGAUUGAGCUUAACAUGUGGGACACAUCAGGAUCCUCAUACUACGAUAACGUGCGGCCGCUGGCGUACCCCGACUCUGACGCUGUGCUCAUCUGCUUCGACAUCAGCCGCCCCGAGACCCUGGACAGCGUGCUCAAGAAGUGGCAGGGUGAGACUCAGGAGUUCUGCCCCAACGCCAAGGUGGUCCUGGUGGGCUGCAAGCUGGACAUGCGGACGGAUGUGAGCACCCUGCGGGAGCUGUCCAAACAGAGGCUGAUCCCCGUCACUCACGAACAGGGCAGCACCCUUGCCAGGCAGAUGGGCGCGGUGGCGUACACCGAGUGCUCGUCCAAGGUUUCGGAGAACAGCGUGCGGGACGUGUUCCACAUCACCACGCUGGCGUCCAUCUCCCGCGCACACCGGCCGCAGCUCAAACGCAGCGAGUCCCGCCACGGCCUGAAGAGGGCGUCACACCUGUCCGUCCGGACUGAGCAGCUGGACGACACGCCCGCCAUGCGGAAGGACCGCGCCAAGAGCUGCACGCUCAUGUAGAGCGCCCCCUGCUGGGAAACGCGCUCUCACAUGUGGAUACGUACAUGUACAGAUGUAUAUAGAUGUGCUACUGAGAAGGUCUAUUUAUUGCUCAUCUCAACCUUGUCCUUGCACUGCUGAGGAGGAACGGAAGGCUGCGGCCAAGCGUGUUCUAGAGUGUUCUUUUUGUGCGGUUCAUUCUUUACUGUUUACACUGUUCUAUGGAGGCUGGAAUGACCAAGCCCCAGAGACGGGCUGGUGAAACUGGAUGCCUAGGCCUCUUCUGAGUUCUCAUUGGAUGGAUGCUGGAUUUUUUUUGGUUUUUCAUUGGAUGAAAUCCUGUGCUGUUUUUACAGCCCCCUUGGGCUGACUGGCUGGCAUUUGGGUGAAAGUGAAGCAGACAUUGGGAGGGGGGUAAAACGCGAAGGCUUUAAUUUUUGGGAUUAUGACCGAAGUGGACGGAAUAUGUGGAAUCCAGAGAGGGGUAGAAGUGACUCUAUGAAGGGAAAAUCUGUGUAAAAAGCAGAGAAAUGUCUUACAGUGGUAUUUGGCUUUAUACUCCAGUUCAUUGGAUUGGAUGAAGCAAUGACGUUAAAGUGCAGGUUUUUAAUUUGAAGGUAUUUAUGUCUUUAUUGGGUGAACCAUGCUGGAAGUGCAAUGCUUUACAUAUAUAUCACAUAUGUAUAAAUAUAGUUCCCCCAUUUUGUGCGAGUAAAAGUAAUUUGACAAGUUAACGUUACCAUUAAUAAAGUCAUCAUAUUUAGUUCUUGGUUGCAAAUCCUUUACAUUUGAUGACUGCCUGAAGAGGACCAGCUGGGCAUCUUCCCUGGUGAUGCUUUGCCAGGCCUGCACUGCCAGGCUCACCCUUUAAAUUACAGGCUGCUAAUUAUACAAUAAUUACUGGUAAAUAUUAAGUAAUUACUGAUGCUCUGCCAGGCCUGUACAGUAGCCAUCUUCAUCAUCAGUUCAGUCAUAUUCUUUUUGUUUUGGGGGCGUUUGUAUAAAAAGGGCUGUAAUUCCUUCAUGGAUUCACCAAAUAAGUAUGCAAAUACACUCAAAUUAAAACUGACAGUUGGCACUUUAUCCUCGCAAUUAAUUUUUUCAUUUUAAAUCCAAUGUGCAGGAGUGUCAAAACAAACGAAAAUGUGUCACUGUUCAAAUACUUACAGACUGUACUGUAAUUUCACCGAAAUGUGAAAAAAGGUUUAAGAAUAAAAAAGAAAGGACUGCUUGUGUCUAUUCAAGUGAAAUUCGCACAUAAAGAUUAUCUUUGUGAAGAAUAUUAAUUGUGCACCCUGGAGGAUGUGGUGGGAUUAGUGUCAAAAAUGGUUCUGGAAACCGCGGGUGCUUUCCUGAUAGUUCUUAGUAUAUCUCAUUUUUUGGUUAUUUAUGUGUUAACUUUAAAAAAAUUUUAGACCAUGUCUAUUUAAUUUGUUGGAAUCAUUAUUGUUAUGAAUUUAUAAAGUUUUAUUUUGAGGGCUGUUUUUUGCAGUAUUUUCACUGUAUCUGUGCAGAGUGGAAAUAAAACAGUGUCCCCUGG